This is a messenger RNA of Exaiptasia diaphana, 1202 nucleotides long. RefSeq names its product snurportin-1. Gene Ontology annotation, cellular component: nucleus; cytoplasm. Gene Ontology annotation, molecular function: protein binding; nuclear import signal receptor activity. NCBI's taxonomy places the organism in Eukaryota, Metazoa, Cnidaria, Anthozoa, Actiniaria, Aiptasiidae. The annotation marks the transcript as partial. The transcript is spliced from 10 exons. The record is from RefSeq and is a predicted model, not a curated record. Gene Ontology annotation, biological process: protein import into nucleus; snRNA import into nucleus.
AUUGCUGACCACUUGAGCCGGAAGUUGGUUGUCAAAAUCGUUUGCAAGACGAAAGAGUGAGCCAUAGUUUCUUGAGGAUUUCUCUAAUUUCUCUCACAGUUAUGGAAUCACUUGUUGGUAGUUUCAGUUCGUCAUUUUCUGUUUCUUGUGAGCCAAAUGAUACAGCAGCUCCACAUCCGAGAAUGGGACAGUACAAAGAAAAACCCUCAAAUACACCAGAUCAGGAAACAAGAAGAAARAGAAUGCUUGAAUUACAGAAAAAAAAAAGACUUGAUGUUGUAAAUUAUUCAAGAAAACUUGCAGAUGGAGACUUAACAGAGGAUGAUGUCUCCCAUGACUCUGAGGAAAUGGAGUCAACUAAUUAUAAAGAGAGGAGAAAAAGAUUCAAUCCUUAUGCAUAUCAGCUGAUGCUUUCUGAGUGGCUGGUUGAUGUACCUGAUAACCUGUCAGAAGAAUGGCUAAUGGUUAUCUGUCCCUGUGGAAAAAGAAACCUCAUCAUUGCUUCAAAUGGUAGAACAUCGGUAUACACAAAAAGUGGUUUUCGUGUAAAUCAGUUUACAUCGCUACUCCCUUGUGGUAGUCCCAGUACACUCAAACCUGGAGAAUAUACCAUUUUGGAUUGUAUUUUCAAUGAAACAUCCAACACAUUCUAUGUACUUGAUGUWAUGUGCUGGCGUGGUCAUCCUGUGUUUGACAGUGAGGCAGAAUUUCGUUUUUAUUGGCUUCACACUAAACUUCAAGAAGACUCACGAUUAAGCCAGACAUCAUCGUUAAACCCAUACAAAUUUGAAGUCCUUGAAUAUUUUYCUUGUACAACACAAGAAAUAAAAACAGCAGUGGAAAAACCAUCAUCUUUUGAGGUCGAUGGUUUGCUUUUUUAUCAUAAGCGUGCUCAUUAUACACACGGGCGGUCUCCCCUUGUUGGAUGGCUCAAGGUCUACAUGCUGUCAGAAAUCUUAAACAUUCCUAUAGACAACGAACUCAAAGUAAAGGCGCCUCGUGUUAACAAAUUGACUUUAAUGAAAAAUAACCUUGACUUGAAAGACACAACUGAUGAUAAAACUGUCGAAGAAAGAGCCGAAGUUGAAAGGCAGAAAGCACAAGAGCAAAAAGUAAGCAUGGAAGUUGACAAACAGCAAAGGUGUAAGGAAGGAUAUUCGAACAACUAUGAACAAAGUAAUGACCUUGCGUCAGAUAGUACC